Molecule: messenger RNA, 561 nt
Organism: Suillus subalutaceus
Lineage: Eukaryota; Fungi; Basidiomycota; Agaricomycetes; Boletales; Suillaceae
Exons: 2
Coding region: 84-524 (146 amino acids)
Source: RefSeq, a predicted model, not a curated record
CAUCCUUUGACAAUUUAAUUCACGUUCUCCACCUGGACGCAACAACUUCGCUGCUACCACCUGGGUCUGGAUUGCAGAACUUGAUGGAUUCAAGCACUUCGAUAUGUGAUCGACACCAUUCCGAUUCUACUCAAAUCCUCGAUACAACGGCCAUACUCACAUCCCUUCCCAAGGUAUCAUCAAAAAGUUUCAGGCGCGAAAGUGGCCAUCUUCACGUGUACUCUCGAUAUCUCCCAAACCGAAACCGAACGCACCGUCCUCCUCAACAACGCAGACGAAAUGCUCAAUUUCACGCGCAGCGAGGAACAACAAUUCGAAAGGAAAUCGCUGAUUCAGGCAUCAGAGUCAUCAUCGCAGGCUCAUCCGUUGGCGAUCUCGCCUUACACUACCUCAAUCGCUUCAACAUUGUCAUUCUCAAAGUCCUCUCCAAAAUCAACCUCCGCCGGGUAGAUUGCGUCGUCAACGCCACACCUCGCCCACGUCGGCGCAUCCACGGAGGAAGCCAGCUACGUCGACAUCUUUGAGAUGGCGGAGAUUGGCGAAGACUGUCACCGUCCUCCG